This is a messenger RNA of Oncorhynchus tshawytscha (Chinook salmon), 2135 nucleotides long. Its product is annotated as all trans-polyprenyl-diphosphate synthase PDSS1. The coding region runs from base 43 to 1299 and encodes 418 amino acids. The record is from RefSeq and is a predicted model, not a curated record. Gene Ontology annotation, cellular component: mitochondrion; transferase complex. The transcript is spliced from 11 exons. Lineage: Eukaryota; Metazoa; Chordata; Actinopteri; Salmoniformes; Salmonidae. Gene Ontology annotation, biological process: ubiquinone biosynthetic process; isoprenoid biosynthetic process. Gene Ontology annotation, molecular function: prenyltransferase activity.
GCGUCAUAUUGUGUAAUAUUUUCCAGCAAUGUGUGGAGGAACAUGGCGAUACCGUGGAGGCACUGUUGGAGGUGGACUACAGGCGCUACGAGUACAAGUGUACUAGAAACCAUAUGCGGUUUAAAUGGAAGGUCUGCUACGUUUGCUGCUUUGUCUUUGCGAGGAACGGGGGCCGUCGCUGGCUCGGGAAAGGAGAGACUAUCCUCCAGGCCUGAAGACACAACAUCAAUAGGCAACUAUAUUCUGACAAGUAGGCACAAAUCAAGGUUGCUUUACCCCACACAAAAGCCUUGCUGCUGCAAAAGGAUACACAGUGAUGCCAAGUUGAAGGACCCGUUCACACUAGCCCAAAAAGACUUGAACCAUUUGUAUGAUGAUAUUAAAAAGGAGCUUUUUGUGUCCAAAUCAGAGCUGAAGUCCUUAUGUGACUACUACUUUGACGGGAAGGGCAAGGCCUUCCGACCAAUGAUAGUGGUGCUGAUGGCCCGGGCCUGCAAUAUUCACAGCAACAGAGACGGAGAUCUGCUCCCAGGUCAGCGGUCCAUAGCUAUGAUCUCUGAAAUGAUCCACACCGCCAGCCUGGUCCACGAUGAUGUCAUCGAUGGCUCGGACAAGCGGAGGGGGAAGACCACCAUCAACGAAGUGUGGGGGGAGCGAAAGGCCAUUUUAGCUGGAGAUUUCAUCCUCUCGGCAGCCUCCAUGGCUCUGGCCCGUAUCGGCAACAACACAGUGGUGUCAGUGCUGUCUCAGGUCAUAGAGGAUCUGGUGCGAGGGGAAUUCAUGCAGCUGGGCUCCAAGGAGAACGAGAGCGAGAGAUUCAAGCACUACCUCGAGAAGAGCUUCAAGAAGACUGCCAGUCUUAUAGCGAACAGUUGUAAAGCAGUAUCUAUUCUGGUGAACUCUGACCCAGAGGUACAGGAAAUAGCCUUUCAGUACGGGAGGAACGUAGGCAUCGCCUUUCAGCUGGUGGAUGAUGUGCUGGACUUCACAGCAUGCGCCAGCCAGCUAGGAAAGCCUUCGGCUACAGACCUUAAGCUGGGCCUGGCAACCGGACCAGUCUUAUUUGCCUGUCAACAGUUUCCUGAGCUGCAUGCUAUGAUUAUGAGGCGGUUCAGCACCACUGGAGACGUGGAUCGGGCCUGGCAGUAUGUCCUGGAGAGUGAUGGUGUGGAUCAGACCAACUACCUGGCCCAGAGCUACUGCCGGGAGGCCAUCCGGCAGAUCAGCCUGCUCAGGCCCUCCCCAGAACGGGACGCCCUCAUCAGGCUCACUGAGAUGGUCCUCACCCGCGACAAGUGAGCUCCCACCCCCAGGCUUCACUUCCUGUCCUGUGGAAGCCCCCACCCCCCCACCCCUCCCCAUGGAGGGUUAGAUGCCAGGAUGAUGAGGAGAGAAGGUGGUUAAUGUUUCAUCAGUGACAUUCCCAGUGGGUCCUGAUGGAGCAUUGUUUAUGCAGCUUUUUGUACAUAACAUAAGUUAAAGUUGGAACUAAACGGUGCAUACACAGGUUCUUCAGGACUGACUUUUGAGUGAGAUGCACUGCUUCAUAUUACCCAUGGCUUCUUUCUCUCCUCUGGAAAACCCUUAGGUCCUCACAGAAAAGAGUAUAUGUUAUUGACACCAGUGGUUUUUAAUGCUAGUCCUGUAGGACCCCUGCAUCUACAGGUUUCUGAACCAACCCCCCACCUAUUCUUCAAUUGAACUUCAACAAAGCGUUAAAAUAGCGCGUCAAUGAGGCAUGAACACAGACCUAUAUGCACAGGGACCCUCCAGGAUCAUUGUUGAAACAUGAUUUUCAGUGUAAACAAGCUGUAUUUGGUCAUCAAAGGCGGUUGUUAUUACACGUGAUGCUUGGGGCGGGAUGGACCCUGCAGAAUCAUUGUAAUUCCAUGAUGAGUAUCAUUAUUGUGUGUGUGGAUCUGUAUUAAGACCUUGCUCGAAGAUCCGCCCGCAGUCCGCACCGUAACGGCCAAAUGUCAAACGUUUGUCAGGGUGACUCGUCAAUUGGAGAAUGUUCUAUUGUAGGUAAUUCCUGUCACAAGUGCUUAAAGGUCCCAAACAGUCAUUCUGAUUCCCAUGUAACGCAGCCUUUUGAGUGACUGAAACAUCACCCACAAUAUUUUAAAGUUUGAGAA